This is a messenger RNA of Tilletiopsis washingtonensis, 1262 nucleotides long. RefSeq lists its product as hypothetical. The transcript is spliced from 4 exons. Gene Ontology annotation, cellular component: vacuolar transporter chaperone complex; fungal-type vacuole membrane. The record is from RefSeq and is a predicted model, not a curated record. The coding region runs from base 399 to 1040 and encodes 213 amino acids. NCBI's taxonomy places the organism in Eukaryota, Fungi, Basidiomycota, Exobasidiomycetes, Entylomatales.
UGCGCCUGCCGCCUGCCGCUGCAUGCCUCCCGCUCGCCGCUUUCGCUGCAGCCGGCACGCAGCCCACCCGAGAUAGCAGCACGCUCCAGCAGCGCAGCGUUCCGCCAGCACCAGAUGCAUGAAUCUGCUUGCAGAGAAGCAGCAUCAGUUGCAGCAUCAAAGAGGUGACUGAGGCGUCGGCUGCGGCGAGUGCGAGGGCUAGCUGGGAGGAGCCGUGAUCCACAGGUGCCCGCCGACACAGCGUGGGAGCAGAGGGCGGAGAUCUGGCGGGGCGGCGCCGGUGCAGUUCAUGUCGCGGAGCUGCCUGCACGCGCGCUGAACGCUGCAGCGGUUGAGUCGAGGAACAGCCGCGCUUGCUCCUCCUUCUCGCCCACAUCCCUGCACUCUCCGCGCCCGCCAUGUCCCAGUCACCACUUGUCGACCCGCCGCAGCGCGGCACGCUCUCGCUCGCGUACCGCCGCAGCGUGCUGGCGCUGCAGUCCGCCGUCGGCUGGGACUCGCAGGAGGGCGAGACCGCCGAGCGCGAGGGCGACGCCGGCCCCAGCCGCAGCGCCACGGCCGGCCAGGGCCAGUACGGCAGCGUGCUCGACCUGCCGCCGGAGCGCCGCGUGCCGCGGCCCAAGGCUGUCAAGAGCCAGGUGCGCGUCGAGGCCAAGGUGUGGUUCGCCAACGAGCGCACCUGGAUCUCGUGGCUGCGCGUGUCUGUGCUGCUCGGCUCCUUCUCGCUCGCCCUCUUCAACUCGUCGUCGUUCUUCGAGCACCACCGCACGCCCGACAUGCCCGGCGGCACGCCCGGCCCGGAGAUCCCGCGCGGCCCCAACCCCGACACGGUCCGCACCUUCGGCCUCGUGUACGCGCUGAUCAGUGUCUCGACGCUUGCGUGGGGCCUGUUCAGCUACCAGCGGCGCGUGACGAUGAUCAAGAAUAAGUGGGCGGGCAGCUUCGACGACCUGAUCGGCCCGCCGGUUAUCUGCGUUGCCCUCUUCAUCGCUGUGCUGCUGAACUUCAUCGUGCGGGUGCAACAAUUCAACGCGCUCUGAGCGUCUCUGCGUCUCGAGUGUACCCGUUGGCUGCGUUUUUCGAAUGCAAGAUCUGUGUAAUUUCGGCUUAUGCGCGGCCGGCGCAGGCGUCGUAUGUCAGGACGGCGUCCAGGAUGACCUGCGCGCCGUCCGCGCUGGAAUGGCGGACGCGGCACGUCAGCGCAGCAUCGUCCUCGAUCAGGUGCGCAGACUUGCCAGGCUUCGGGGCUCGACCACUCGCGU